Molecule: messenger RNA, 798 nt
Organism: Colletotrichum godetiae
Lineage: Eukaryota; Fungi; Ascomycota; Sordariomycetes; Glomerellales; Glomerellaceae
Exons: 2
Coding region: 164-646 (160 amino acids)
Source: RefSeq, a predicted model, not a curated record
CCACCCCUGUAAGAAAGCCACUGCCGAUAUCAUUGCUUGUUCAUGCUCUCUGUGUUGCGGCGGGGUCUACUAUACCUGUCAACCCAGGGGCUAUCUAUAAUCACAGAGUUGCGGUUGUUUCGCAGAUCUGUUGUUUCCCCAGUGGAGAGAGAGUCCGAGAGCCAUGUUACAUAUAAUAUUUGUUUCUUGGGCGAUCAGUGGUGCAAAGCUUGAGCCUCGAGGCGUUGCGUGGUCUUUGUCCGUGUUGUUUGGUUUUGUUCUGUUGGUUGGUUCGUCUUGUAUAUCUCCCUUGCUGGCACUGUACUGUAUCCGUAGGUUAAACCAUCUGACAGUCUACGGCGGGGCGAGAGAAGGGUGGCAGCCGGGGAGAACGGCGGAAGGGGUGGCGUAUCCGGCUUGUUUGUCCGAUGGCUUCUGUCUUUACUUUACAAGGUACGGAUGGGUAUUCCCACAUUCAGGAGUUCUCACGGGACAUGCUUGUAUGUUUACAGAUUACGUUGGACGAGACUACCUUAGUGUAUUGCUUAAUCAUAGGCGAAUGAGCCUUCUUUUUCUUCACCAUGUUCGUCUCCCCCUUCCUUCGGCAUUGGGUCUCAUGUUUGGUCCCCUCUCGUCGUACCACAAAUCCCACGCCGUCGUCGUCUAAAGGCGGAUGGCCUCGUGGCCAUUGAUUCGACUACUAAUCGAGGAGGACCCGCGCGCCCACGGCGGCAACGAGGACUGUGACAUGCCAAAAUGGCCCAUGGAGGUACGGAUAUGCGUGGGCUGUACGGAGUAUGCGCUUGGCCACCCAUUUUC